Erythranthe guttata (spotted monkey flower) is the source of this 1743-nucleotide messenger RNA. RefSeq lists its product as uncharacterized. Lineage: Eukaryota; Viridiplantae; Streptophyta; Magnoliopsida; Lamiales; Phrymaceae. Gene Ontology annotation, biological process: DNA integration. The record is from RefSeq and is a predicted model, not a curated record. Gene Ontology annotation, molecular function: zinc ion binding; nucleic acid binding.
AUGACGGUUGAUCAAUUAAUGGGUUCUCUUCAAGCCCAUGAAGAAAGAUUUUUGAAAAAGCAAGAGGAACCUCUAGAGCAAGCACUCAAAGCCAAAAUUUCCUUUGGAGAUGGUGCAAGGCAGAACUAUGAAAGAGGCCGAGGUCGAGGGAGAGGAAGAAGUCGUGGUCGUGGAAGUUUUGGAGGAAGAGGAAGAGGCAACUACGAAAACCAGUCAAACGAGGAGAGUAACCACCAAUCAACAAGAGGUCGUGGCAUGAGACGAGGAAGAGGAAGAUAUCAAAAUUUCAUAAAUGCAGAAAAGAGGCCCGACAAAUCUCACCUUAGGUGCUACUAUUGUCAAAAACUCGGGCACUAUGCGUGGGAAUGCCGCAAUGAGAAAAAUAAUAUUGAAGAAAAGGCGAAUCUAGUUGGUGAAAAUCAAGAAGACGAAGAGCCAACUUUGUUACUCGCUCUCAAAGAUGGAGACAAUGACAAUAAAAAUUUGUGGUACUUGGAUAACGGAGCAAGCAACCAUAUGUGUGGCGACAAGGAUAAGUUUGUGGAGCUUGAUAAACUGCGUGGGAAUGUUACUUUUGGAGACUCCUCGAAAAUUGAGAUUCACGGAAAAGAUUUCAAUUCCAAUUUAAUUGCCAAAGUUUUUAUGACAAAGAAUCGGAUGUUUUUGCUAAAUCUCGAGACUGUUGAGGCAAAAUGCUUGAAGGCCGAUGUCAAAGAUGAAGCUUGGAAUUGGCACAUGAGAUAUGGCCAUUUGAAUUUUGAUUCACUUAAAGCCUUGAAAGAAAAAGUGAUGGUUCAAAAAUCGGAAGUUUUUGGUGUAUUCAAAAAGUUCAAGGCACUUGUGGAAAAGGAAAGCAGCUACGAAAUCCAAUCCUUAAGAACCGAUAGGGGAGGCGAGUUCACUUCAAACGAAUUCAAUCUCUUUUGUGAAGAAAAUGGAAUUCGUCGUCCACUAACGGUUCCUAGAUCGCCGCAACAAAAUGGUGUUGUUGAGAGGAAAAAUCGGACGAUUCUCAAUAUGGCAAGGAGUAUGUUGAAAGCAAAAAGGAUGCCAAAUGAAUUUUGGGCAGAAGCUGUUGCAUGUGCAGUUUACUUGGCCAAUCGUUCUCCAACAAAAGACGUCGAAAAUCAAACACCUCUCGAAGCAUGGAGUGGAAAGAAGCCUAGUGUUCAUCACUUGCGGGUUUUUGGGAGUAUAGCAUAUGGCCAUGUACCUGCUCAGGAGCGAUCGAAGCUUGACGAUCGAAGUGCCAAGUAUGUUUUCAUUGGGUACGACUUGAAUUCCAAAGGCUAUAAAUUAUACAACCCAGCCAAUGGAAAAAUUGUCGUUAGCCGAGACGUGGAGUUUGACGAAGAAGCAUCUUGGGAUUGGAAAGCACAAGAAGCAGAGACGUAUGAUUUCUUUCCGUAUUUUGGGGAAGAAGAUGAGGAAUUGCCGCUGCAAAAUACAUCACCACCAUCACCAUUGCAGCAACAAUCACCUCUCACUCACUCUCAUUCUUCUUCGGAAGAAAGCUCAAGUGAAAGGCCAAUAAGAAAAUUCAAGAAUCUCACUGAUUUAUAUAAUGAAACGGAAGUUGUUAAUGAUUUGCUAUGUUUCUUUGUAGACCAUGAGCCCUUGACUUUCCAUGAAGCCGUGAAGGAUGAAAAAUGGAGACAAGCCAUGCAAGAAGAAAGUGAAGCUCAGCCUUGUGAAGACGGAAGAUCAAAUUGCAGAUAUUUUUACGAAGCCUCUAAAGUUUGA